Messenger RNA from Triticum urartu, 7609 nucleotides. The record is from RefSeq and is a predicted model, not a curated record. NCBI's taxonomy places the organism in Eukaryota, Viridiplantae, Streptophyta, Magnoliopsida, Poales, Poaceae.
UUUAAUCUCAAUCGCGGGAAACAUGUUCUAAAGAAUCUGAUAUGUAGUAAACACAUUGAACAUGUCAAGUAUCAACAUACGCAUAUUUCUGGAAUUUUAAAACUCAACAGAAAAAGGGUUGAGAAUGCAAAGUCCAAGUUGCCAGAUGGCUCGAUUGUAAAAUACAGUAAAGCGUAGAGCUAAACUGAAAAGAUUCAUAAGCCUGAGGAUCGAAUCAGAAUUUACUUGGACGUAUUUAGCAUUAAGAUAAAGUCAGAGGGCUAAAUCCAGAAAUGGUUGAAAGGAUAAGAUUUCCUUUCUUCCUCCUGUGCGGAUAUGAAAUUCCCAAUGGGGAAUUUUCUACGCCACAGCCAUUCGAGAUGGGCUCCGCCGGCCGGAGGGGCCGCUGCUUCCGUCGCGGGAGGGGCCGCUGCUGUGGGCGCACCGUCGUCUCCGCUUCCAGGAACCAUGCCGGAGGAAGCCUCGCGACGGGCUCGGGCCUGGCCAGCGCCGGGUGCAGGCUGCACUCUGCCAGGCGGAGGGAGAGCCUGCUCCAUCUCCGCCACGGCUGGCCUCACCUGGAGGAGUGGGGUCAGCGGAUAGCGCCGCACCCCAGGGCAGAGGUCCACCACGUCGUCGAGUAGGAGCCGCGGGAGCGAACUGCGCCGAAGGCGCCGCUGCAAUCUUCACCGCGAGUCGUGAUGGGGAGGGCGCAUCACAUUUGACAGAGCGCGGGAACGCCGCGUGUCUCCGUCGUAGUGGCCGGCGAGUACGCCGAGGCUGGGUUCUCCACCGCGCCUGCUACUGCAUGCGUCCUCGAUGAGCAAGUUGCUUCUGCAUUGAUGGCGAGAGGGUUAGACUAUCCACAAUGGGAGUAACAUGGGUGAUAACAUCACACUUAUCUAUGCAAAAUAGAUGAUGUGGCAUGUAAUUAAUGAAGUAUGAGAGACAUGUGGUAACAUAGCUAGUUACCGUAACAUCACACAUAUCAAAAAAAGAUGAGUCUACAAUCUAAUAAAUAAAGUGAUGCAUGACACAACACAUAUUUUAUUAGCCAUUGUGGAGGUAAUAAAAUAGUAACAUAUGCAUGUUACUGCUUUAAGUUUACUCCGUACUGUGACUAGUCUUAGCGGCACCGUCCGCUAGUUACAACGUAAUGGAGAUUAGGAAAUUAUACAAGGUAGUUACUUCCCUUUGCAUCAUUGGUUGUUUUCGUUGAUGUGCCUGAACCGAGGAAAUGCUCCAGAAAUCACUCAUUGAAUCAACAGAUCAUGACGCCCACGCGCGCAACCGGGCGGCCGGGCACGGAGGCCGAGGUCUGGGGCGCGGAGGGCGCGAGUCCGUUGGCGCGGACGGGCGCGGCGCAACAGGGUGGCGGCCGAGCGGACGGGCGCGACCGAGGCGCGGGGCGGCCGGCGCGAUCAGACGGCGAUGGCGCGAGGCGCGGUGUGGCCGGGCGGAGCCGACCAGGGCCUGGCUCGGGCGGGCGCGGCCGCGGAGGCUGGGGAGCGGUGCCGACGCGGCCAGGGACGGCCACGGCGCUGGCGGGCGUUGCCACGGAGGGAUCUACAGGCUCAUACCUUUAUCUGUUCUUGAUUCUCCAAUGCUCUUGGACUUGACUCCUAAUCCAAUCGCUCCAAGGCAGCGAUGCACCUGUAGAUGGAGAUCGCCGGAGUUGCUCCACGACGUUGCCGCUUUCCUGUUUCUUCGUUCUCGCUGUUGAACGCCGAUGGAAUCGCUCCGCGGGAGCGUGCUGAUGACGUGUUAGAAAGGAAUCGGGAAACAAACAGAGACAAAGCAAAUGAUUCCAGUGUUCUUUAUUCACCAUGGAUAUACACUUAUAUACAAGGUUGGAUCAUAUGCCCCAGUGCCUCACUUUAUAUAGGAUUAGAUGAUUUGCCCUGCUUUUCUUUUCUCUUUAGAUAAUAUGUCUUUUUUAUUUACUGUAAUCAUUUUUGACUUUUUAUCCCUAUGUUCACAACACGAAAUGACUAUACUGCCCCUGUAGCAAAUUUGCAAUUCUUCUUCUUAUCUUCUCUCCCUACGUUGCUAUACCCAACCAAACAAACAGAUCAAGAAAUCAUAGAUUGAUUCUGUUAUUAGUUUUUAUCUCCAUGUCCGCGCCCAGCAGAGAGGUGGAUGCACCGCCAGCCACCAAGCCAUCAACUCCAGCGCCUCCCGGACAGGGAGGGCUCACACAGGCCGGCGGCGAGGUGAUUCCUCAAACUACCGGUCGGGCAGACGACUCCUGCAUCCAUGGAUCAUCACGAGAUGCUACAGAUUGGUUAGUAUCUGAUCAACCCACACCCUCCUCUCCCAUGGCUGUUGCGGCGAGCACUAACACCUUGAGGAUCAUGAUCCUAGAUCCCACUUCCCAGUACAACACAAGCAGAUCACGCAUUUCACAACAUCAUCAGUCACGUACAUCUAAUCCUAUUGAACUCGCUUCAUGGUGUACAUGUGUGCGCCUGUACAUGGAUCCUGGCUUUGAUUAACCUAGGAUCCCAUUUCCCAUGGUUAUUGCAGCUAGCACAACACUUCUCUGGCGUUAAUGAACCUGUACAGAAAGUAGAGUAAACUAAGAUGAAGCAUGAAAAAACAAACCUUCAGAUCUAGCAUGGUUUUGUUAUUUGAUAAAAUGUUCUCUAACUAAUUGGAUGAUGCCCUUAUGUUAAAAUGUUUAUUUGUUCUCCAAGUAGGCCAACGGUGGUUGCAAGAAAUGAUAUACAUGUAUCAACAAUGGAAGGAGGCAUUGAUUGGUCCCAGAUUGAAAUAGCACCAAUCAAUGAUGACGAAAUUGAUGUUCCUAUAACAGAGGAGAACAUGUGCACGGUUCUUGGCAUCAAUGACGAACCUGAGCAUCGGAAAAUUGUAUCUGAAGCAGCUAUGAAAGCCUCCAUUGCACAUGUUGAUGCAUGUGUGGCUGAUAUUGAUGAGGAUUUACUUGCUGAUGCGGCUCUUCCUGUGCCUGACCAUAUGCCUGAAGAGAAUCACUUCUGGUAUGAUAAGGAACAUCCUGUGAUAGAGGAAGGAUCUUUGUUUCGUUCAAUGAAAGAGUUCAGGAUGCUCAUGAGAACAUUUGCUAUUAGAGGUAAGUUUGACAUCAAGAUCAAGGAUAGUGACACUACUAGAUUUUUGGGUCACUGUAAAGGGAAUGGAUGUCCUUGGAGAAUACUGCUAGGACAAUAGAAGAUGGAAAAACAGUCAGGGUUAACAAGAUAGUAAAGCCUCAUAAGUGUUCAUCAACCGCUGCAGUGAUUACAAGCAUGGCAGACCAAGCAUGGGUGGCAGAAAAGGCAAUGGGGUAUCUUCAAACUGAACCAAAUAUUGAUGCCAGGGAGCUCCAAAAAAAGCUACAAGCCGAGUACAAAUGUACUAUUGGGUAUCAUACUGUUAACAAGGGAAAAGAAAGGGCCAAGAAUAGUUUAUAUGGGACCUGGGGAAAAAGCUUUCAGUCUUUAUUGAACUUCAAAGCUGAGAUUGAUAAAGAUCUCCUGGUAGCAUUGUCGAGGUUGAUGUCAAGAGGGAAGGAGGUGAACUGCAUUUCCGCAGAUUUUUUUAUGGCACUUAAGCCGUGCAUUGAUGGCUUCUUGGCUGGUUGUAGACCAUAUGUCAGUAUAGACUCUACAUUUUUGACUGGAAAGUGGAAUGGUCAAUUAGCAGCAUGUACAACACUAGAUGGGAAAAAUUGGAUGUUUCCUUUAGCAUUUGGUUUCUUUGAUACAGAGACCGAGGAUAACUGGAUUUGGUUUAUGCAACAACUGCAUAGGGCAAUAGGACAUCUUCAAACUCUAGCUGUUUGUACUGAUGCAUGCAAAGGGUUAGAGAAUGCAGUUAAAAUUGUGUUUCCCCAAGCUGAGCAAAGAGAAUGCUUUAGGCAUCUGAUGGCAAACUUCAAAAAAAAAUUCCAUGGAGAUGUUUUUGGUCGCAUGUGGCCAGCAGCCAAGGCUUACCGUCUGGAAACAUUUAACUAUCAUAUGGGCAAGAUAUUUGAAGCUGAACCUGCAGUGAGUGCCUACUUGUGUACCUAUCAUAACUUAAAGUGGAUGAGAUGUGACUUCAACACAGAAAUCAAAUGUGAUUACAUUCACAAUAAUCUGGCCGAGUGCUUCAAUAGUUGGAUCAAAGGAACAAAGGAGCUGCCCAUGGAUGAGCUAGCCGAUACAAUAAGAGAGAAAAUUAUGAUACUUGUUUAUAGAAGGAGAAGAAUUGGGGAAAUGCUCCAGGGAAAGAUGUUGCCUGCCAUCAUUCAACAAAUAAAUAAUAGAACUAGGCAACUUGACCAUUUGGUUGUUGGAAGAUCAACCGGAGAAAGUUGUGAGGUCAAGGACACUAGCAAGAAUAAUCUUAGGCAUGUUGUGAAGAUAGGCAGCCGUGAGUGCACUUGCCUAGAAUGGCAACACACUGGAAAGCCCUGUGAGCAUGCACUUGCAUUUCUUAUAGAGACAGCAGAUGUAAACUUUGAACCAUAUGUACAUGAGUACUACUCCGUGAGUAGGUUCCGGGCUGCCUAUGCUGGAGAGAUUGAACCAAUCACAGACAAGUCUCAAUGGCCUCAUGUUAAUCUAGAUAUUGAGAUGGUGCCACCGGUUUUAAAGAGCUCUGUUGGGAGACGGAGGAAGCAGAGAAUCAGAAGUUGCCUUGAAGACGGUGGUCGUGGUGGCAGCAAACGGAAGAAGAAAGAUGAUAAUGGCAAAAAACAAAUGACCAACAAGGAGGUGACAAAGAGAAGGAAAAAGAAAAGAAGAGAUUUGGCAGCAAAAAUAGGUGCAAAGAAUGUGGGAUAUUGGGGCACAGGAAAGCAACUUGCAAACAAAAUGAAGCUAAAGAGAGUGACGUGUCUACUCACGAGCUCGCUCCAGCUGUUGUUGCGACACUUACACACAUAACAACAAUCACACUACCUCCCAGCCUUCAUAACAGCCCUGGGCCUAUCACAAGGAGGAGGCUUGCUAUGGCCAUAGCUAGAGACGAUGCAUCACAACCAUCUGGGACAACUAUUAAUUCUGUAGCAUCACCUACCUCUCACUUCCCUUCAAGCUCUACGACACGCAAGAAAAAAUUGACCCCCAAAAGGAAGAAGCUCCAAUUUUAGUGCAUUAAAUUUCUAUUUUAAAUUCUGAGAGAUGUUCACAUCUGUCAGUUUCAAAGAUAUGGAGUCGGAAGAAUUAUUAUUUUGCUUGAUGUAAACUCGGAUUAAUUUGUCAUGUCAUUUGAACCGAGCAACCUUUUUGUGACAUUACUUUUGUGAUUUCGGUGUGAUAUAUUCUGCCAAUUCCAUGUGCUAAGUGAACAUAUGUUGUCACUUUAUUUUUAAAAUCUAUGAAAUUGUUAUAUGCUGCCAAAUUCCAACGAAGUGCAUAUGCGAGGAUGCACAACAUAUAUACAGACCCCUGACCUGUGACUAGAGGAGAUCCAGCAAGAGAUGAACUCAAAACCAUUUGUGAUUUAGUUAGAAAGUACUCUUCAGCAUCUACGCAUUUUUUAGUGUGUGAUACAAUUUAAGUCUCAAGCAUCUGGAGGAGAUCACUCAGCGAAGUAUUUUAAACAACCUACCCAGCUUGAUGACUGAAGCAGGACCAGCAACUGCUAGGGUAUUUAUUAGUACUAUAUAUAAACACUGUAGUCCAGCCAUGGCUAUUACCGGCGAAGCAACGAACUCUCACACAAAAAAUCUGUAAAUCCAUCAAUCACUUAAAAAGUUAGCUUUUAUCAGCAACGAGGGCGCCAUCCGCAGCUCCGAGUUGCAGCCGAUGCCCUGGGACCCGCCGGUCCGCCGAGCUGCCUACAUGCAGCGGGAAUCGCCGUGGCGGGCCGCCGACCUGCAGCCGGAGCAAGACGCCGCGGGCCGUCGACCUGCAGCGGCAGCCACCGCGCUGGGCCGAGGAGCUGCAGUGGGAGCCGCCGCCGCGGGGCGCCGAGCUGCAGCGGGAGCCACCGCGCCGGGCCGAGGAGCUGCACCGGGAGCCGCCACGCUGAGCUGCUGCUGCCGGGGGCCAAGGUGCCGUUGUCGGCAUCCUCCAGUAGGUUGGGGAAAGAAGAACAGAGUAAAGGCGUUGAACUGGGGAAAAGGUGAGCUGGUCGAUGGAACUCACACACAGCAGAGAAGAUAAGAAGGAGAAUUGCAAAUUUGCCACAGGGGCAGUAGAGUCAUUUCGCGUCGUGAAAAUAGGGAUAAAAAGUCAAAAAUGAUUACAGUAAAUAAAAAUGGCAUAUUAUCUAAAGAGAAAAGAAAAGUAGGGCAAAUCAUCUAAUCCUAUGUAAAGUGGGGCAAAUUAUCAAAUGCCCAAGUAAACUGGGGCAUAUGAUCCAAUCUGCGUCCAUGGGACGCGACCGUUCACUGAGGCGCCUCCUCGAGAGGCAACUGCCAAUAUGGGAAGCGGGGAUUAUCCCUUAAUAAUCAUUGGGUUAUUAUUUUCAACAGAGGGAAGGCAUAAAAACACUACGUGCAGGAAAAACCGUGGGAAGAGUUUUGUAAGAAAAUUUGAUAAAAUCAAUAGGUAAAACUGAUGGGAGGAGACGUCUGUGAUGAAAGUGGAUUAACGGGAGUGAAGGCGCUAAAACCAAAGCUGCCAAUGGUGGGAGAGAUCGUCUCGAGUCCAAUUCAUGUAAGAACUUGGCUCCAGAGGAUGGUAGAUACCAACCAAGCCCACAAGACGAUGAUCAACAUCUUCUCGAUCAAAUAAAGCAAAAAACACAUUUCUCGGAGUAUUUUGUGAAAAAAGAUUUAAAUCUAUUACCAGAAUUCAUCAAAAGUAUAAAGCAUCUAAAAUUAUAUCGAGAUUCUGAGACCAUCGAACGACCACUAUCGUCGUCAGAAUGAGCCGUCAAAGCACUGUUGUCGCCACUCUCUAUUAGAGUCAGCUUGACUUUAUUGAUGACAACCGAAAGUCUUCAUGCACAUGCCCCUAAGGACCAACGUCCCGAGGUCACAGUGGUCGCCGUUGAAUAAAUCAGAAGCACCUGACAUCAAAUCUCGCCACACAAUGAAAAGCCCUAACCUCACCGCCCUAACAAGACAACCAGGAUCUCACUGAAGCUCUGUCGAGUACAUCCAGAUGGACGAACUUGAGAAGGAAUGGAACCCGAAAGACAAACUUAAAAAAAAAAACACCGUCAUUCGCCUGAGGGCUGUACCUGCGAGGACUAAAAAACACUAACCUAACCUAAACUACUAACCAGGCAGAGGCACCUUGAUCCUCCUUCUUCCCGCAAGGGAGGGGGGGUGAAUCCACAGGCUCACUGGUGAAGUUCAGAGGGCAGAGUUUACCCUAGCUGUGGCGAGGCGAUCAACCGUCCAAAUUAUUCUCCGGAUCACGAGGACAUGAAAACAUCGAGCUCGCCCGGCGGCUGGUCAGCGAUCCAGGGGUUGUUGAGGACUAGCUCCUCCGGUGACGGUGAGGGGUUGAGUUAAGUGAGGACGAGCUAGUGCACAUGAUUUCCACUGGCAAUCGAACUAGUGCACCACUUUUCAUCAGAGUUCCAAAUGCAUCGAUGAGCAGAUAAGCUCUACCAGUAUAGGAGUACCAUAACUUGUUCGAAUCCUCCAAAAGACUUGUCUGGUCAGCAAAGCAGUACUAAUAACAACACCGAAGUGCCAGUAUUAUACAGCCGGUAACAGAGCUAGUGG